AAUAAAUCCAUUUUAUCAACUCAACCUCUUCCCCUGCACCUUAUCCUCUUCAUCUUCAGAACAAUCCAUUUCAAAACCCUAACAAUGGCGAUGACGUAUGCAACAUCAUCGUCUGCAAUGCUCACACCACUACACAACAGGUCUCCAGUUCUCUUCACAUUCUCAACAACUGCCACAAAACACAAUAUCACCGGGAAAACCAGUAGAAACCAUCAGAUUCGUUGUCAACAACAGCAGGUUCAGCAACGAAAUCUCGCUCCUGUUGAGCAGCGUUGGAUGUUUACUGAUUCAGAUUUCACAGGACCGGAUGUAUGGAACAAGACUUGGUACCCUAAAGCUGAAGAUCAUGUCAACACAGAAAAGACAUGGUAUGUUGUCGAUGCUACAGAUUUAAUUCUCGGAAGGCUGGCAUCAACAAUCGCCAUUCACAUACGCGGCAAGAAUCUUGCCACCUAUACUCCUAGUGUAGACAUGGGCGCUUUUGUAAUUGUGGUAAAUGCCGAGAAAGUUGCGGUAUCAGGAAAAAAGAGAACCCAGAAACUAUACAGGCGGCAUUCUGGAAGACCAGGUGGGAUGAAAGUUGAAACAUUUGAUCAACUUCAGCAAAGAAUUCCUGAGAGGAUUAUCGAGCAUGCGGUUCGCGGGAUGCUUCCCAAGGGAAGGCUUGGAAGAGAUCUAUUUACUCACCUUAAGGUGUACACUGGCCCGGACCAUCCUCAUCAAGCCCAAAAGCCCAUCGAUUUGCCAAUAAGAGACAAGAGGAUACAAAAACAGACCUAGGUUCUCCUUUUCCCUUUUUUGAGUCAUCAUUUCAAAUUGUAAUUCCAAAUUACACAAGCUAUGUAGGGUGUAUGUGAAGUUAAUAUAAUGCCACUUGUUUUGCAAAUUAAAAGCUAAUUCUUGAGCAA
Helianthus annuus (common sunflower) is the source of this 908-nucleotide messenger RNA. Its product is annotated as 50S ribosomal protein L13, chloroplastic. Lineage: Eukaryota; Viridiplantae; Streptophyta; Magnoliopsida; Asterales; Asteraceae. Gene Ontology annotation, cellular component: cytosolic large ribosomal subunit; ribosome. The coding region runs from base 85 to 780 and encodes 231 amino acids. The transcript is spliced from 4 exons. The record is from RefSeq and is a predicted model, not a curated record. Gene Ontology annotation, biological process: translation; negative regulation of translation. Gene Ontology annotation, molecular function: mRNA binding; structural constituent of ribosome.